GAAGUAAUAGUGUUCUGUGAUUUUCAGCUACCAUUAAAAUAACAUUAAGAAACAUGGAAAAUGCUGAUGAUAUAUAUGGUUAUUUGGAAGAAUUUUCCAAACGCAAACCUAAAUCUAUACCACAAGAGUUAAACGAAUACUUGGCGUAUGUAGCGCGAACCGGUGAUCCUGUGUACCAAUGGCCUCUAGUAAAAAGUUUAUUCAAAGAAAAAUUGUUAAACGUCAUCACAGACUUUUACGACACUACUCCAAAUACAGAUAUUCCUCCAUAUCCUAACGUGGACCCUUUUAAUUACGAUACAAUGAAGAAUAGUUUGAUAGAACGUUUGGAAUCUUUUACAUCGGCCCCGUUUACGGUACAAAGGAUUUGUGAAUUACUUACAUAUCCUCGUAAGCAAUACAACCGCGUUGACAAGUUUAUGAGGGCAAUUGAAAAGAACAUUUUGGUUGUAAGUACCAGAGAGCCAGGAAUUGUGCGUCAGCCAGAACCAGAAAAUGGCGACAAUGCGGAACAUCUUGUUAACGGCUCAGACAACAAUUCAGAAUAUAAUGUAGAUGUUGAAAUGGAAGAUGUAUCAUGGAAAGAGGCUACAGAGCAGAGAAAUUCAGAACCACAACCCUGCUCAUCAGAUGCUCACAUUUCUGUAGAUGAUGUUGAAACCAGGUUGAUAACUAAAAGAGAUACUCCAAUGGAAGUGCAAGACAAUAAUGCAAAACAAUUAGAGUCUGCCACACCAUCUGACUUCAAAACAUGUACGAAUAAAACUGCAGAAAUAAAACUUGAGGAAGCACCAUCAGAGGUUAAAACAAAAAUUGAUAGUGAACAAAAAAUGGAAAUUGUCACUGUGCCGGCAGCAGUUGAUAAAACUGAAUCUGAUAGAAAUGUGGAAGACACCUCUAAUAUCACCUUGGUAAUACCAGAAAUUAAAGUUGAUGAUACAGAAAUGAUUGAACAAAAACUUGAUGAACAGUCGAUGAUUACUAUUAAAGAAGAAACUCAAGGAGACUCAUCAGAAACUGAAAACAAAACAGAGAUUGAGUCACCAUCUAUAACUUCUACAGACGAUAGUAGUUCAGACUCAAAAGAUGAGCCUGUCUCUAAGCAUUUAUCUGAAGUUUUAACAUCUAGUGAGGAGAGCUCAUCAUCAAGUGAUAAUACUGAUGGUAACAGCAAUUCACCUAAACCAGAUUGUCAGAUUGAUAUACAGGAGGAAUCAAACCAAUCGGACAGUAACAAAGAAGAUUCUCAAGAGCAAGCACUAGAUAUAAAACCAAGCAUGGAACCAGAAAAAGCAACAAACCAGGUGUCUCUGGAAUCUGAUAAUUAUUCAAUAUCUGAUGUGAACUCUGAAUUACCACAACCCAAAGUUCUGAAUGCAAAUGAAGAGCCAGAAAUUGAGAAAAAAGAUGACCCAACAUCCAAGGAAAUUGAAAGGAAGGCAACUGAAGAUCCUGAGGGGAACAGUAAAACAGAAUCCUAAAUGAAUAAUUUAAUUUAAUCAUUUGAAAUUGUGACUGUGACUUCAUAAGAAGUUAUUAUUAAGUACCUAAGUUUCUUUCUAUUUUAUAAUAAAAUUCAAAAUGUAUAUCCUGGAAAUCUGAAUAUAUUUUAAGUGUAGAUUCCCAAUGCCAAUUCAAGCUGCAAAAUGUGAUAGAAAAUUUUUUUACUGUUAAGUAGGCAUGGAAUAUUUCACAAGUAGCAUAUGAAAUUUCGUAUGAAAUGCAAUUUCAUACAUUGCAUCUGCUACCUCUCUUCAUUUCGAUGCCUCCAAUGAACACUACUCUAACUCAAAAUUUUGAAAUUUUCGUUUUUCAUGCA
Molecule: messenger RNA, 1819 nt
Organism: Bombyx mandarina (wild silkworm)
Lineage: Eukaryota; Metazoa; Arthropoda; Insecta; Lepidoptera; Bombycidae
Gene: PPP4R2r
Product: Protein phosphatase 4 regulatory subunit 2-related protein
Cellular component (GO): cytoplasm; nucleus; protein phosphatase 4 complex
Molecular function (GO): protein phosphatase regulator activity
Source: RefSeq, a predicted model, not a curated record